CAACGGAGGACAAAUUCGAUCUUGUAUAUAGAAAGAAAACUAUAGAUAAUAAGGACGGGGUGGAGAUAACGUGCAUGGCAGAAGGACUAUAUCCACAACCCACUCUAGAUAUAUCCAUCGAGGGUGUCCCGGAAAAGCAAACAGCGAAGCCUACAGUUACGCUGCGUGACGAUGGACUGUACGAUAUCUUAUCACGAACGGCCUUACUGGACGAAGAUUUACCGGAAGCAGCGAUUGUCAAAUGCUUGCUCGGUAUACCGAAGGCGAACUACAACGUUUCCCACCAAACCGUCUACUAUCCC
Molecule: messenger RNA, 302 nt
Organism: Heterotrigona itama
Lineage: Eukaryota; Metazoa; Arthropoda; Insecta; Hymenoptera; Apidae
Source: the annotation of a GenBank genome assembly